Molecule: messenger RNA, 1690 nt
Organism: Megalopta genalis
Lineage: Eukaryota; Metazoa; Arthropoda; Insecta; Hymenoptera; Halictidae
Source: RefSeq, a predicted model, not a curated record
CCCGGAAAGGAUCAGUAACAGACGUGAAUGCACGGCUGGACACAGAAGGAUUCUACGGGAGAGAUAAUAGGAAAGGACGUCGUGGGAAGGAGCCAUGAAGUUACUGCUGCAGUUGGUGACAUCGAUUCUCCUAACAUCCGUUUGCGUUGCUGGCUGGCCGUAUCGUGAAAUAGUAAACAUUGAGCAAUCGGCAUUGCCGGUAUUCGUUGCACCAGUUUAUGAUGUCGCACCUGCAGUGAGCUCGCCCGACUCCGACGAAGAGUUAGCGACCGUUGUGGCUGGACCAAUCACUGGGACCACUUUCGUCGAAGGUUCCUCUUCCGGGCCUGUAACCGUCCUGUCACCGCUAAAUGCAGCCGAUGUUCUGCGCAAUAAUCCCACUUUGACGAAAAAUGCCACGGAGGUGGUGGUGCCGAACGUGACCGAAGAUUCGGUGUUAAUUAAAGGAGCGUCAUCGGGUCCGGUGACGCUAAUUGCUCCAUCCGCCGCAAUUGCCGAUGAUGCAGCGGAAACAAAGGAAGGAAUUGUUGCAUCGCCAGCAUCUGUCGCAAUCGAAAACACGGCAGAAGGGGCCGCGAAGGCAUCCGCGAUGACAAUUAGCGAAACAAUAGGAGUAGCGUCAGCAAAGGCAGUAAUAGGUCCCUCUACCGGGCCCAUAAUCAUUGCUGGCCCAACCGCCCCACCGGUACCAACCACGGCCGCCGUUCCGACAGUUGCGCCGCUUACAGUAGCCGAUACCGCAGAACCUGUUGGACCAGCUUCUGCUUCGAUCGCCAGCAACUUAGCUGCCACAGAAACUGUGGAGGAACAUAACAACGAAACCACUUCGGUCCCAGAUGCAACAGAGCCGAGUCGAGCAGAGGUUUCGGCGUCCAACUCGGCGACGCGCAGCUCUGGAAAUUCCACAGUUUCCACGUCGGCGAAGGUUAAUUUGAUUACACCUGCAGCUAUAAUCGCAGCAGCCGAGACAGCGACAAGUAGCAUCGUUGUGUCAGCGGUAACGGUCCCCGCCGCGCACGCUUCCGGCCCCUCCGGGACCAUUUCCGAAGCCGCUGCAUCCACGCUGCAUCCGCUGCCCUAACCAUUGCAUAUCUGUUUACUCGCUCGCUGGUUCUCGGGUGCCGCGCGACAGAAAAAUCGCCCGUCGCCGAAUCACGGAGCCGUCUCUUUCGAGGCGAACUCUAUCGGGAAGCUCCCCACGCUGCCAGCCGCAUUUGUUGACAUUGCAUGCGUUGGCGACCGAGCUGAUAUGAAACUAGGAAGGGAAAAGUUGUGCAAGGACGACGAGAACCACGCGUAGUCGUUGGCAUUGAUACCCAGGCGAUACUUUCUUACGGACCGCUGCAUGCAUUAAAUGACGGCGAUCUCGUUGUUGCUCGCUGUUGAUCGAUUGUUUCGUUGCGGCAUCUGGUCUUUUUUGUUCAUUUAAUAAAACGACGAGAAACCGUUGUGGUUACUGCGUAUGGUUUAUCCUCUUAUCGCGGUAUCAAGAUCUUUUAUCGGACAAUUAGAAUACACUCAAGUCUAUUAAUGCGCUAAUCAAUGACUGAUCUAUAUAUAAUGAAAGCUUUCAGACUGCUAUUUGGAACAAUUUAUUGAAUUAUGGAUAACAUUGUUAUCAUUUUUGAACGUUUUUUGAAGAAGUUCGCAACUGUUGAUCUUCGAUUUUAAAAGAAUCUGCACAUAUAAA